Amoebophrya sp. A25 is the source of this 3433-nucleotide messenger RNA. The record is from the annotation of a GenBank genome assembly. Lineage: Eukaryota; Dinophyceae; Syndiniales; Amoebophryaceae.
GGUCGAACGAGAUAGUACCGAAAAAUUCUCAAAAGCGACAGAUUAGCAGACAUUUAGUCACCACCACUGAGUAGGUCUUAUGUUGUAGAACUGGAAGCUAUUUUUCCGUAGCGAAUCUUGUUUUUUUUGAUCUUCGUCAAUUGCCAUUUGUCGGUAAGAACUCUUCAGCAGGCAAGAUGCAGAUGUCCCGGCCACAAAGUCGCGGCGUCGGCCGGACCGGCACGAAUGCCAGAGUGGCCGGAUCGCGGAUGGGCACGAGCGCGAUGCGGAUGGGUAACAACGCUAUUGCUCAUGCUCGGGAUCAUUUUUAUUCGGACGCACACGGGAUCACACCCCCAUCUACACUGUGUUGAAAACAAGUUUUUUUUAAUAUUCCGGCGGAUAAUUUCCUUAUUCUCUUUCUCACUUGAUCUUGUUUUUGAUAUUGUCCUACACUUCUUCUAUGACUAUGUUGUUGCUGCUCCAUGCCCCUGCUAGGUACAUCCGCGGGAUCACGGAAUCCUGGUGUUGGGCUGCUUACCGAUAUCCGUGUCCAAGAUAGACCUCUGACGCAGAUGGGUGUGCACGUAUCAGGUGGCGGAAACAAACCGGGAAGGCAAAUUUACGACAAGAGCUACUACAUGACGCAAUUGCGCCAGAAAGUGAACGAGCUGCGCGACGCCCUCGAACGAUUUAAUGGAGAGAUGGUGUCUAUCCAAAACGACAACAACACUUUUUCGAUGCUGGAAAAAAGGUACUUGUUCGUAUCUCUAAUUAAAUGGACCUACUUCUAAUCUUUGUGGCGCGAGAAAGGUGCGCGACCUUCUUGCUGAAAACAUUUAUCAGCAGAGACUGUAGUAUGUCUGACACUGACAUUUUCAGUUCUAUGAUUUUUGGAAAUUGAAUUUGAAUCGUCAUCGUCUGGUGAAGGUAUGAGCAGCUGAUAAAGUCUGUGCGCAAUUUAGAGGGCGAGCUAGCAGACUACAAUCUAGCGCUAGACAAGCAAAGAACGGAUACCAGGCCAGAAGAAGUCACGUACAUGUACCAGUUGCUGAAGGGACAGAAUGAUGCGCAGCGGAUGGAACUAGAUCAGCUGUUUCUGGAAAAAAAGGGACACGAAGAGGAGAUCAAGAAAUUCGAUGAGGUAGUGUUAGUUUUUUGAUGUUGAAAACAACAUUGUGAUGAAGUCAUUUAGAUGAAAGGUGCGAGAAUCUUCAAUAAUGAAUAUGUUGUAGUUUUUUUUCAACUAACUUUCUCUUUCAUGAUGACGAUGAUGAUGAUUUUCUACAACCCUAUUCGUUCCUUGCUUCAGAUUCUAGAUUCUUUCACGCGUGCAGAUGAGGAAAAGCUGAACGAUUUGCACCCAGAACAGCGUUUGGAGUACGAUGAGCUUCAGGCAGAAAGCCGAAAAAUCAAUCUGGCACAGCUACGGCAUGAGGUUGAUAUGAUAAGCCAUAACCUGGCCAUGGGAGAGGCACGCUUGCGCCAGGAGCCACUCCGUCUUCGGAUGCAGGAGCACAAAGAAAAACGUGUCCAGCUUUUCUCGCGGCUCUCGGCGCUGGAGCAACAAGCGAAGGAAUCACAACUCAGCAUCCCGGAACAGCGCGACCUGCUCCUGCAGAAAGUACUGCUGAUUGAUACAUAAGGAGGCUCUAAACGACCUAACGUAUUCAUUGCGUAUGAAAAAGCAAAUGACUCCGUAGGUCAAUAUAUUUCAGCACAACUACUACGUGAACGCAAACCCAUACCGCCCUGUUCCUGUUCUACAGAAUUCUUAUGACAUGUUGACUCGUCUAUGAACAGCAUGAAGUCUCUCUCUCUCUUCCUACCAGGUCAAGGACAAUAAUCAAGAAAUCGUUCGAACUGAAGAGCGAAUCCUUGAAACACGGAAGGAGACUGAGAAUUUGAAGAAGCAGUUGAUCGAAGUAAACGCUUCUGCGGAGCAAAGCAGCGCAGACCAACAGAAAUAUGAAGUGCUUUUCACAAAAGAUCAAGAAAUGACCAAGUUUUUGGAAGACUUCCCAAAAAACUUGAAGGACGAGCAAGCAAAAUGCGCAGCAAAGCAGCAAGAGAUUCUUGGUAAGCAGUAGCUGUUGCUUGGACUUGGAUCAUGUUCUUUUGAGUUUCUAUUUUUGCCGAGAUUUGAUCAUUUUCUAAACUUCGUCUCCAUAAUAUUUGUAAAUCCAGGUGUUCUUUCCGACACCUCAAAGUACCUCGGCCAGAGAUCCGCCGAUUUAGACCGGUUAGGCCAGGAACUAGACGACGAGCUUGAAUUCAAGAAAACGCAGCUGGAUCAGAGUCGGGGCACCAACGUGAAAUUGCUCGGGCAGGUAGAUAAGCGAAAACAAGAGCUGGAGAAGAUUCGAACUCUGGACUCCAAGAUAUCACAGGAAUUGCAGAGUCUCGACGACCGACAAAAAGAGAUGCAGAAGGAAAUUGAAGAGAAGUAUCUUCAUGCAGAAAGCAUGCGCGCAGAAAAGCUUUCCCAAACAUCCGAAUUACAGUUAAGGGUUGAAGCAUUUCAUUUUUACAGGUCUCCUUUACUUGAGAGUGUUACUAAAAAAUGAAUUGUUUCAACCUCUAGUACAGCGUCGGAAGGGGAAAUACGAGGCGAGGCUGGCGCAAUUGCACAAUCUAGUCCAUUUUUUGCAGAUUCGGGUAGAAGGAAAGCGGCAGCAGCUCACAGACAACGAAACCAGCCAAAAUUUGGAGGCGCUUGUUAUGAUGUCAACCUGCCGCUCAAUUCUUCUUGUUCUUCAUGAUUUUGGAAUCGAGGAUUCCUUGUUGCAAAAAUUUUGAAUUUUGUAGCAGUACAGAGUAGGGGAUUUCUCUUCCAGUAUUAAUUUGUUCAUCUUAAUAAUAAUAACUGUCAGUGUCAAAAAUGUCAUCCCUAUUCUCAAUGUAGCAAUUGAAUUGUUGUCCUUCUCCUUGCUUCAUACCGCAGAACAAAAUCAAGGGCUACGAACAGAACCUCUUCCACAUGCAGACGUUUAUCGCAGCGCGGGAAGCAGAAGCAGACUUUGGUCAGCAAAGGGAGAAAGUCCUUGGAACGAUGGAAAGCAUCAACAAGAUUCUGAUAUCGAAUUGCCUUCGCAUUCCGCCGAUGGCGGGCUAUUAAGAAUAUCGUUUACAGAGGGCUUUCCUGGUUUCGCAUCCGACUUUGUUGGUGAAUACAUGAACUUUUUUUUUGCAUGACAGCUACAAAUACUUUAGGGGAUGUAAAGAUGAAUGAGUACUACCGCGUCCCUAUCCAAAACGUAACUGACUUCUUGAUACUUGUUGGCAACACCAACAACAAGAUGCGGGGUGAAUCGUGGUCAAUGAAUACUUCAAGUCACAUGAUUGUGCGUGCAGCAUUGCUUAGGAAAGCAUUGUUGACCGGCGCUUAUGACGCAUCCUGGAACCGGUUCGCGUGGACAUUUUCGGAUACAGAAUUAAUUUUCUCGUGUUCAAG